CGGAAGUAAACGUCUUAUUUCUAUUUGAAAAAGUAUCUGUAUCACUAGAAGUCGGUGAUUAUGCAAUGUACAGAAAUAAAUAGAAAGCACCAGUACAACCGCCCGAUUUGUUCUGCCCUGAGGUAAUUCCAAGAAGAUGGCUGCUGCCCUUGCGGGCGCCCUUGAUUACGGCCGCUUAACUCCACCGCCGGGCUGUCGCGUGGUGCUGGCGUUGUGCGUGGCGUUUUUUAUCCUGCCCACUGGAGAAAUCCUGGCCUGCUCACCCGCAAAUGUUUUCGACCGGUGGUGGCUCUGGACCCUUUGCACCACCACCUACGUGCACCACGUACGAUAGUGUUUUUUUGUCUGGAGGAGGUUAUUGUAGAGCUAGACAGAAACGAGCCAUCUCACCUUGUGUGAACAUGGUUUGUUGGGGAAUGGGCAUUGAUAGUGAUCAUGCUCAAUCCAUAAACAGAGUUACACCAAUCGUCUUGCACAUGCGUUACUUUAUCUAGUUUGAUUUUUGAAAAUCCAAUCCCCCCACAGGAGUUGUUUUCGCUGGCGGGGGGCUUGCUGCUUGGCUGGCGGCGGUUUGUGCGCGCGGAAAACGAGCAUGGGACUGUCGGGUUUCUGCUCUGGCUCCUCUUCGUCUCCGCCGUAAUCCACGUCGUGUACGUGAUUGCCUGCCACUUGGUGUUCGAGUAUUUCGACCCACGACUUGCCGGGGAACCCGUGCUAUGUAUUGCAAAAGUAUCGUUAUCGUAGUACUGGCAGAAAUUUUUGUCGCAAUACAAUUUGAUGAGACCAGGAGGAAAAUUACAAGUGCAAUUUGUAAUGCUGCUUCAGCAAAAAAAGAAGAUUUGUCGCGCAGAUUGCAACUAGUGCGAGUAGGAAUACGAUACUUGUUUUGCAAUGCAUACGUGCACGGGUUGUGGCCGCUCGUGUGUCUGCUCUUCACCUACGAUGCGAAGCUUGACCCGUUCGGCGAGGUAUCAUGUAUGAAAUUUUUGCGCACCAGGCAGCUACAUCUUCAAAAGUUGCACCACGUGUAGCAUAUUUCUUCAAGAACUUCUUUGCUCUGAUGAAGCAAAGGCGGGCCGCACAGUGCAACGACUGCGCCAGCUGGGAGGUAGGGAGAUAUGUCGAUGCUGUGUAGUACUAUCAUCUGUGCAGGAACUUAUUCAUCUCGGCAACAAGAAAUGCCAGUGCCAGCGAUCGAAACGACAACGCUUCAUACCUCAGGUCCUGCUCUGGCCGCUCCCUCUCACGGUGUACACGCGCACAGUGCCGCUACUGGCGUUGUUUGGUGCGUGGCUGGUGCACUUCGACGCCCACCUGGAUUCCAUCGUGGCCAUGUUGGUGGCGCUGGCGCUUCCGUUCGAACUGCAGCUGUCGGACGCCGCGCACGAUGCCAUUGAAGCGGUUCUGGAGCGCCACGAAAGUGUCCGCGCGGUGCAGUACCUGAAGGGUAUGGAGGGGUUUUGCACCCGCAACGCGGGCUUCAAGGCGCUCGGCACCAGCGGCGCCCCCGUAUCCAGUGCAAAUAUGUCUGGGUGGUCUAGAAGGUUGAUGCAACUUGUGAUGCUGUGUUUGGAUUCUAAAAAAAUCUGUACUGCAUGACCAGCAAGAGGUGCGCAGUUUGUGCUACGCGCAGAGGGCAUUUCUGAUGCGGAAUAGGCAACAGGAAGCCGUCUAAAAGGCUGUCAUGCUAGGUCAUGCAUUACAGGCAUCAUGGCUCGUGCGAAAUAUGCAUGAUAAACCUGGAAAUCUUCCAGACCCAGACAUAUUUGCAAUGCAUAUCCCGCCACCCAGGCCAACGAGUUUGACUUUGCCGGCAGCGGCGAACUGGAUUUGGAAGCCGGCGCGGGUUUCGACGUGAGUAACGUGCUUGCGGGGGCGGGGAGCAGCAGCAGUAGUAGCUCUAGCACCGGGGGUCAUCUUUUCGGGAACCCAGCCACGCUGUCCUCACCUGGGAAAAGCGCGAGCGGCGUAGUUGCUUCUACGGCCGGAGGAGGUCCUGCUCUAGUAGCGGGAGCAAGACCAGACGCAGUUGGCGGCAGCAUGCUUUAUCCCCAGCAAAUAGGAGCCGCCUCAUCUUCCGGUAUUGCAGCUACCAGUUCUACUGCUGCGCUUUACGCAGUAGACCCGCGGCAGCAGGCGCCAGUCGCCGCGCCGCUCCCGCCGCCGCCCGGGGGCUUCGCGAGCGCGGACUUUCUCGAGAGCGACAGCACGACGGCACAGGUGCUGAAUACCGACUUUCUCGCUCCCGGGCCAGCGGCGCCGCCACCGAACGUGGACCCAUUCCUCGCACAGCACCCAGUGUUCGACGAGAACAUAAACACAAAGGACAUAUUCGGUGACCUAAGCACCACGGACGAUCCGUUUGAAUUGUGAAGAUGAUGAAGCUGUGCUGUUGUUGUGGUACUGACUGUGGCGCUGGAACAACAGACCGCAGUCAAGCGCAGCGUUGCUAUUCGAAGAAUGGAAGUUGACCAGAACACGCACGUAUCGCGAAUGAAAAAAAAAAGAUAGACCACAAAUCAACUCAUGACUCACUAGCCACUGCAGUUUGCUGCAGUUGAGCCAU
Messenger RNA from Amoebophrya sp. A120, 2566 nucleotides. Lineage: Eukaryota; Dinophyceae; Syndiniales; Amoebophryaceae. The record is from the annotation of a GenBank genome assembly.